AUGGCCAAAUCUCUGCACGCAGUCAUGCUGCCAUUCCCUGUACAAGGGGGUAUCAAUCCUCUAAUCCAAUUGGCCCACCUGCUCUCCCAAAGGGAAUUUUUCAUUACCUUCGUUAACACAGAGUGGUGCCACCGGCGCAAGUUUGAUACAGGUGGAUAUGCUCUUCAGCAAGCAGCUGAGGGCUUUAGGUUUUUGACCAUCCCGGACGGCUUACCGGCAGAGCAUGGUCGUCUUACUGAUCAUCUGGCCCUAAAUCUCCGAGUGUCCAGAGUUGUCUUCUGGACGAUUUGUGCGGCCUUGUCUAUUUCUCAGUUCAAAGCAGAGUUAUCUUUCUCUCGGGGACACAUUCCUGUGAAAUUGGGAGAAGCAAAGAGACCGGAGAAUGUGAUUACCUGUUUGCCAGGAGAUUACGUGCUGGUGAACACGGUGGAGGAGUUGGAAGGGAGGGAAGCAGUAGAAGCGCUGUCUAUAAACGGGUGUCCUGCUGUGGCUGUGGGUCCUCUGUUUCUUCCCAAUUUUCUUGCGCAAAGAGCUGUCGUUCGGUCCACAAGAAUCUCCUCUCUCAAAUCGAGCCAACAGCUGAAAGAAAUUGCUCUGGGUUUGGAGAACAGCCAGCAGCCUUUUCUGUGGGUUUUGCGAAAGGAUAUUGCACAAGGGGAGCCUGGUGUUUUACCCCAAGGGUUUAUAGAACGGAUCAGAGAUAGAGGGCUGAUUGUGAGAUGGGCACCGCAUGUGAAGGUGUUGUCCCAUCCUUCCGUUAGGGCAUUUCUUACCCACAGCGGAUGGAACUCUGUCAUGGAGAGCUUCAGCUUCGGAGUUCCUAUGCUGGGAUGGCCAUAUCAUAUGGAUCAGUUUCUCAAUUGCAGAUUUGUGAAGGAUGUGUUGAAGAUUGGGAUGGACUUUGAGGGUGUGGAUGUUGAUGAACACAAGUUGGUUAGUAGAGAAGAGGUGGAGAAGGGGGUAAGAAGCAUGAUGGAUUGUGAAGAGGUGAGGCAACGGGUGUUGAAAUUGAAGGAGACAUCAAUUAAAGCAGUUAACCAAGGUGGAUCUUCUUUCCUCAACUUAAACAAGUUUAUCCAAGAGAUUACCCAAAUUGCGAAAUCAUUUGACCCUUGA
Cryptomeria japonica (Japanese cedar) is the source of this 1116-nucleotide messenger RNA. RefSeq names its product linamarin synthase 1-like. NCBI's taxonomy places the organism in Eukaryota, Viridiplantae, Streptophyta, Pinopsida, Cupressales, Cupressaceae. Gene Ontology annotation, molecular function: UDP-glycosyltransferase activity. The transcript has 5 exons. The coding region runs from base 1 to 1116 and encodes 371 amino acids. The record is from RefSeq and is a predicted model, not a curated record.